Brassicogethes aeneus is the source of this 1827-nucleotide messenger RNA. NCBI's taxonomy places the organism in Eukaryota, Metazoa, Arthropoda, Insecta, Coleoptera, Nitidulidae. The record is from the annotation of a GenBank genome assembly.
CCAGUUAGACUGUGUACAACCAAAAUGUCGAGUUAUCUUGAAGAUUUUCUGGACGAUUUCGUCUGCUCUAAUUGCUUCCGAUAUUUGUCCGUAAUGCCCGUCAGAGUUUACCCAGGCAAAUUAAGGAAAUGCGGUCGGUGUGUGAAAGACGGCGACGGCGGUUUGGAUUCCGAUGCCAUUAAACUGUACGAAACCAUGAAUUUCCCGUGCGUGAAUCGUUUCGAGGGGUGCAAAAAGGUGCUGCUUCCAUCAAAAGUUAAGGAACACGAAAAAAAAUGCACCAGCAAAAAGUACAAGUGUCCGCUGUGCUAUAAUGCCGAGAUGCCGCUCUAUGAGAUGUGGCAACACUUCAAAAGUUUCCACCGGGAGAAUUUGCUCGAAAAACCCGCCGUUUCCCUUAAUUUGAGCGAAAAAACUGACCGCACAUAUUUCUAUCGCAUCGCAGGGUUCAUUUUUAUGUGGAAAAUUAUCGUCGAUGACGGGCGCAUUCAGUUCAAAAACCAGCUGAUUGGUCCCAACGAAAUCGGUAGAAAAGUAGAACAACAGUUUAGAAUGUCUUCAAUUUUAGACGGUGUGGGGCAAUUUUGGAAAACCACGUAUAAAAAAGAUUUAUUUACUAAUGCCAGCUUAAUUUCCUGCGAGGUGAUUAUCGAUGAAAACACGCUAAUAUUGAAGAAGGAAAAAACUGCUUUCAAUGGAAACGGUCCUGAAUCUAUCUAUAGGAGGAAGUUACAUUUAACUGAUGAAUUUAAAAAAGAUUAUCCAGCAUUGAAACUAUCCCCCUGUGGAUUUUUCCUUCUGAAGGGUUCGCACAAGUUUGCAGGUUUAUGCGAUUUAUGUGGUGAUUGUGGAAAGUAUGUGUUUGAUUAUGGCAACUCUGGAACUGUUUGUAAUUUUUGUAAAACAUACUUAGAUCAAAGAUUUAAUAUUAAUAACAAGAUUAAUUUUGAUAAAAUUGUUUAUUCAUCUGAUGAUUUAUUUUAUUACUGUAAAUGGGAUUGUAAAGAGAAGUUUAAUUAUCGCGAAAUAUUUAGUCAUGAAUUGUAUUGCAUAAAUAGUCCAAAAAUCACGAAGUGUCCAGUGGAAAAUUGUCCAGCAAAACCAUUUAUAAACUUUGGGGAGCUUAAACGCCAUUUUAAAGACCACGGUGGCAAAUUUAUUUCAUUUAAAAUGACAGACAUAUUUAGACUUUAUAAUAAUGCAUAUUAUGGUUUUAGUAACGAGUUUAUUGUUUUGUACAGAGUUAAAGACAAAAAUGUUUAUAUAAUUCCAAAUGAUAAUUAUAAUUCUAGGGACUUUAAACAGAUAGAAAUAGAUCCAACUGAAGGCUUGGAUCGUUUAUACAAUCACCCCUGGCCCUUUAAUAGAAUUGUAGAUAAUACGAUUUUAAGGAGAAUAUAUUCUUCAAUCUCAGAACCUAUAGAUUCUGAGCUUAACAGGGCCUCGACCUCGCGCGAUAGUUCGGAUUUGCCACGAAAACGCUCUAAACAUUGCUAAACACCACUUGUUUCAAAAUAAGUUAUAUCCCGUCACUAUUUUAAAGUAUUUAAAUAAUGUAGGGCUGAACAAGUUAAUUAGCUAGCUAACUGAUCAGCUUAGCUAAUUUAACCGGCUAAGCCGCCAGCUAAUUAGCUAAGCUAAUUCAGUUAACCGGUUAAAUUAGCUAAUUAACUUUUUUAGCCGGCCUAACCGGCUAAAUUGUACAGCCCUAGUAGGUACCAAUAAUAUUUAGCUGUUUUGAAUUAAUAUAUUGUAUACAAUGUUAUAAAUAUUAUAAAUUUUUUAAUUUACUUUCUUCCAUCACACAUACACUUGCAGCAAUACCCA